Molecule: messenger RNA, 1433 nt
Organism: Vigna radiata var. radiata (mung bean)
Lineage: Eukaryota; Viridiplantae; Streptophyta; Magnoliopsida; Fabales; Fabaceae
Product: adenylate isopentenyltransferase 5, chloroplastic
Exons: 2
Coding region: 334-1320 (328 amino acids)
Biological process (GO): cytokinin biosynthetic process; tRNA modification
Cellular component (GO): mitochondrion
Molecular function (GO): tRNA dimethylallyltransferase activity
Source: RefSeq, a predicted model, not a curated record
GUGCUCAUUACGAGUUCCUUUUACGACUUAAACUUUUCAACGAAGCCAGGCCUCUUAUAAAUACCGUGUCUUCGUUUCUCAUGCCAGAAAAUCCACUCACUAAUCCAUAUCCCUCCAUCGUUCCCCCAAAACUAAUCGAAACAAAACCUUCUAUUCUAAUUCUAUUCAACCACUUUCACACAACACCACCCUCCUACCAUUUCAUAUUCACCACACACAAACUACUCUUCCUCCUCCUCUGACAACCUAAGCUCUGUGCACAACACUACUCCUUUAUACUCAUUUUUUUCCACCGCUCGCCGCGUCUUUGACACUGACGGUUGUGGUUAAAAAAUGAAGAUCUCAAUAUCAGCCUGUGCCUGCAAGCAAGAGCUGCCCCUAGUAAGUUUCCAAAAGGGGCUAACGAUGGAGUCGUUGUUUCAUCAUCGGAGUAAGGACAAGGUGAUAAUCAUAAUGGGGGCCACGGGUACCGGCAAGACGAAGUUGGCCGUAGACGUGGCAAAACACUUCCAACCAGCGGAGAUAGUGAACUCCGACAAAAUGCAAGUGUACAAGGGCCUCGACAUCACCACGAACAAGGUCACUGAAGAAGAGUGUCGAGGGGUCCCACAUCACCUGCUUGGCACUGUUGACCCUAAUAUAAAUUUCACCGCCAGCGACUUCUGUCGCCACGCCACAUCCGCAAUUGAUUCCAUUGUGGAAAGAAAUGGCCUACCCAUCAUUGCUGGAGGCUCCAAUUCUUACUUGGACGCACUCGUGAAUCACCACGCGGAGUUUCGGUUAAGGUAUAAGUGUUGUUUCCUCUGGGUUGACGUCUCUCUCCCCGUGCUCCAUUCCUCUCUUCAGGCACGUGUGGACCGCAUGAUCGACGCCGGUCAAGUCAACGAGGUUAGGGAAUUCUUCGAUCCUCGCGCCGAUUACACCAGAGGGAUCCGAAGGGCCAUUGGGGUGCCCGAAUUCGAUGACUUCCUACGCGCUGAAGCUUCUGGAACCGAGGACGAGACAACCAUAAAGAGACUUCUGGAGGCUGCCAUUGCCAGGAUCAAGAUCAACAACUGCACGCUCGCCAACCGCCAGAUUCAAAAGAUUCACCGCCUCCACGGGUUGUGGAAACGGAACAUGCACCGCCUCGACGCCACAGAGGUUUUCCUCGGCUCUCGCGACGCCUGGCACGACCACGUGCUCGCCAAGAGCUUGGUCAUCCUUCACAAGUUCCUUUUCGAGGAAAAGAAAACGCACGUCCCCGCCGGAAUCGUGUCCCCGAAAGACGUAAUUGCAGCUGUUUCUGCGCCGUCGGUAGCAAUGGCAGCAACCCAUUAGGGGGAGGAAGUAGGGCCAGAGAAUCUAUACACAAAAGGCCUCACCAUUGGCGCAUGCUUCACACUGUGGCAGUCCAUAUCUUUUUUAUUUAUAUAUAUUUCAGGUCAUGUCAU